Messenger RNA from Rhipicephalus sanguineus (brown dog tick), 3584 nucleotides. RefSeq names its product gastrula zinc finger protein XlCGF57.1. The transcript has 4 exons. Gene Ontology annotation, cellular component: nucleus. Lineage: Eukaryota; Metazoa; Arthropoda; Arachnida; Ixodida; Ixodidae. Gene Ontology annotation, biological process: negative regulation of transcription by RNA polymerase II; regulation of immune system process; regulation of cytokine production. The record is from RefSeq and is a predicted model, not a curated record. Gene Ontology annotation, molecular function: RNA polymerase II cis-regulatory region sequence-specific DNA binding; DNA-binding transcription activator activity, RNA polymerase II-specific. Bases 428 to 2248 code for a protein of 606 amino acids.
GAUGGCAGCGCCCACGAAACGCGAAUGGCGGUUUUGUUUACGCUGAGCCGUCGUUGAGAAGACGCAACCCGUACCAACGCCCGUGCGCUCGCACCGUCACCGUAUACAGGUUUUCCGCGUCAGUCCUUAUUAUAUUGAAUUAUCAACGUACCCACCCUGCGUUUAUGGAUGACGUUUCGAAGAACUGCUACAGGACGGAGAACCUCGUCUAUCAACACGCCGGCCGUUUGCGCGGUCUACGGCUGAAGGAGCAUCGGCUGCCGAGACGAUAUAUUACUGUUUCACAACUUCCCACGUAAGAAAAAACAAGCUGCUCAGUGGAUCGCUGCUAUGAAAGGAACUAAUCUCAAGCCUUCGAUUACCACUGCUCUCUGCUCAAAACAUUUUCGUGACAGUGACUAACAUCAGAGUUAAUCGCUAAAACGUUAUGGGAACACCGGCGAAACCUGCUCUACUUAGGCCUGGCGUGGUGCCGUCAAUCUUCGUAUAUGAACGGAACGAAUCGCAGGAACCGAAAACAGAAUUCUCGAAGAGGCCAGAACAUGAGUUGCUCUCUGGAGACGUAACCAUCGGCCGCAGGCCAAGACAGAGUCAUUGUAGCGAAAGAGAUCAUGAUGACAUUGCAGUAAAGCCAGUACAUCAGGCAGCAGUGGGUCUGGCUUGUGAGUUGGGACAGGCUGCAGAAACAUCCCCAGAGUCAGCAUGUGAAUUCAACCAUGUUGCACAUAAAUUGGUUCAAGUGCGACUACCAACCAGCCAGAAAGCAUCACAAGCAAAUGGAAUGAAAAUUCUGUCAACAAUUGCUACACAAACAGAACCAUAUGCUGUUUCUUCAGGCUCCUUGUCUUUUGCGUCCUUGGAACGGUCCUCUUCCUUGGCAUGCGUACGAGGCCGACUCCAGUCCUGCCAGCAGUGCACCUAUGUGACCCUGGACAAAUCGACUAUGAAGAGACACCUUCGGAAACACAUGGGCGAGCCCCCCUUACAGUGCCACUUGUGUCCAGCUGCAUUCACUCAGAAGUCCAAGCUGGUGGCUCACGUGCGCACUCACACAGGAGUGCGUCCCUUCUCCUGUGUGCACUGCAAUGCGUCCUUUGCGCAGAAAAACAGCCUGGUGAGACACAUGUACACGCACACUGGAGAGCGUCCAUUUUCCUGUGGCCGCUGCAGUGCAUCCUUUAUGCGACGAAACGACCUCAAGAGACACAUCCGUAGUAUCCACAAAGGAGAGCGCCCUUUCUCCUGUGUCCACUGCAAUGCGUUCUUUGCGCACAAAAACAGCCUCGUGAGACACAUCCGCAUGCACACAGGAGAGCGUCCCUUCUCCUGCGUCCACUGCAAUGCGUCCUUUGUGCGGAAACACUGCCUUGUGACACACAUCCGCAUGCACACAGGAGAGCAGCCCUUUUCCUGCACCCGCUGCAAUGCAUCCUUUGGGCAGAGAAAGAGCCUCGUGAGUCACAUGUACACGCACACUGGAGAGCGUCCAUUUUCUUGUGUCCACUGCAGUGCAUCCUUUGUCCAGCAAAAUGACCUCAAGAGACACAUCCGUAGUAUCCACACAAAAGAGCGCCCCUUCUCCUGUGUCCACUGCAAUGCGUCCUUUGCGCACAAAAACGGCCUCAUGAGACACAUCCGCACGCACACAGGAGAGCGGCCCUUUUCCUGUUCCCAAUGCAAUGCGUCUUUUGGACAGAGAAAGAGCCUCAUGAGACAUAUGUACACGCACACUGGAGAGCGUCCAUUUUCUUGUGUCCACUGCAGUGCAUCCUUUGUGCAACAAAACGACCUCAAGAGACACAUCCGUAGUAUCCACACAAAAGAGCGCCCCUUCUCCUGUGUCCACUGCAAUGCGUCCUUUGCGCACAAAAACAACCUCGUGAGACACAUCCGCACGCACACAGGAGAGCGGCCCUUUUCCUGUGUCCACUGCAGUGCAUCCUUUAUGCAGCAAAACGACCUCAAUAGACACAUCCGUACUAUCCACACCGAAGAGCGCCCCUUCUCCUGUGUCCACUGCAGCGCAUCCUUUGUGCAGAAAGACCGUCUCGUGAGACACAUUCGUAUUCACACAGGAGAGCGGCCCUUUUCCUGUGUCCACUGCAGUGCAUCCUUUGCGGAGAAAGGCGGUCUCGUGAGACACAUCCGUAUCCACACAGGAGAACGGCCCUUUUCCUGUGUCCACUGCGGUGCAUGCUUUACGCAGAAAGACCGUCUCAUGAGACACAUCCGUAUCCACACAGGGUAGUGUCCAUUUUCCUGUGUCCACUACAAUGUAUCUUUUUCACAAAAACAUGACCUCACAAACGAUAGGCCUCAUCAUCAUGGAAACGAGAAGCGAUAAAUGUGAGGGGCAUACAGGCUUGCCUUGAAAGGCCAUUAGACAACCCUGAGGUCUAAAAUUUGUAAUGUAAAAAUAACAGCAUGUGUACAACAUGAACAUGCUGCUACAAAAUUUUUGUAAGUGCUGUAUACAGUAGGUUACAUGGUAUAGAGCAACCUGCUUCGGCUGGUUUUGGUUUCUCGCUCAGCCUUCCAACUCUCAGCGAACAGGUGUAGGUGUAGCUCACUGUCAGGACUACACCAACUUCGAUAACGUAGCGUGAUGUCAGAGAUUUCGUCAGCGGUGCUCAGCCAAUCACCAAGCAAGAAUUCCUCUAUGUGUCCUUUGUUUCAGAAUGGCUUCAUCAAGAAGUGCGAUGUGAGGAGUGCAAGGUGCUGUUGAGGUAUACAAAUAUGCCACCGCGCAUGCGCACCUUCUCUAGCGGUAAAUUCAUGAAGCGCCUAUUCAUCUCCUAGACUUUCAUUUUGGAUAUAUCAGUUGUGCUGGUAGUCCCAGCCCUGAUCAAAAUGCCAGAGGGCAGCGCAGGAAAACAGAAAUGUGGACUGCGCAGCCAAAACUGCAACUCCGCAAGGCCAAGGCGCUGUUUCAUAGUGCAGAGGACCAGUUGACAAAGUAGGUGCUAGGUAAGACUGACUGUGGACACUAUUACGUCACUUUGUGUGAGAAGAGGACUGGGCUGGCACUGGAGAGGGCUAUGGGAAUUUUUUUUUUUUUUCGAAGUGGUGUAUCAGUGCGCAUAGGCGUAUCUACCGGGGGGGGGGGGUGCAAUGGGGCGCUGCCCCCCCCCCCCCAACUGAGGAAUGUUAGGGGGGCAGAGCCCCGCCACUUUCGACAGAGGUUAUUGUGGGCUGCAGACUGGGAAACUAACAAGUGAGGCAAAGUUUUGCUUGAAAGCAGCAAUAAUGUAAUUAUGUAAUAAAAUUUGUCCUACGAUUCUGCUAUGAUGAUUGUCCUCCGUGUGUCAUGACCAGUCAUGAUAAUGCAUUGUAGGCUCUCUGCAGUGCGGGCUGCCUAUCCUACGCUUUUGCGCCUUGCUCUCGAGCAUUGCAGAGAAGGCUAUCGCUCAGCUGGGGCUCUAUAACAUUACAGCAGUCCGUCAUGAUUUUAUUUUGUUCUGCCUGGCCUGGAGUUUAAGUAAUCGGUGAUGCAAAUACGGGUGGGAACAAGUAAGCAUUCUACAGUCCGAUCAAACGGUCUCCUUUUUCAGGAAAUUUAGUUUUUUUUUUCAAACCGAAUAACA